AUGGAGAAUUUCAGGAUCUCCAACUUCUCUUGCUUGUUUACAGCUCUAUUCAUUCUAUAUUCAGUGUCAUCAGGACAAUUGGCUCCAAGUGAAACCAGAAUUAUUUUCCAAGUUCAAAAACUCCUUGAAUAUCCUCAAGUUCUUCAAGGAUGGAAUAAUUGGACCAACUUUUGUUAUCUUCCUCUCUCACCUUCACUCAAAAUUGUUUGCUCAAAUGGUCAUGUAACUGAAUUAACCGUCGUCGGAAACAAAACCGGCUCCUCUGCAUCUCCCAACAGCCCAACACAAAAUACUUUGUCUGGCAACUUCUCUAUUGAUGCUUUCUUCACUGUUCUGACAAAGCUUUCAAAUUUGAAGGUGUUAUCGCUUGUGUCCUUGGGAUUGUGGGGUCCCUUACCUACCAAGAUCAACAGGUUUUGGUCUCUUCAAGUACUUAAUGUCAGUUCUAAUUUCAUUUAUGGCAAGAUUCCUCAAGAGAUUUUGUCGUUAAAUAAUCUCACUAGCCUUGUUCUGGCUGAUAAUUUGCUGAAUGGAACGGUUCCAGAUCUCGGAAGCUUAGUUCUACUUCAAGAGCUAAAUUUGGGUGGCAAUCAUAUUGGACCAACUUUUCCUUCUCUAGGUAGCAAUCUUGUUACCAUCAUACUGAAGUACAACUCCUUGAGAUCUGUUAUUCCUUCAGGAAUCAAGUUCAAUCAGCUUCAGCAGCUGGACAUCUCGUCCAAUAAACUCAUUGGACCAAUCCCACCUGCUCUGUUCUCUCUGCCUUCACUUCAUUAUCUUGAUUUAGCCCAUAAUCAAUUGAGCGGGGCGCUGCCAAUCAAUAUAUCUUGCAGUGUUAAGCUUGAAUUUGUGGACGUAUCUGACAACCUUUUGAUAGGAAAACUACCUUCCUGCAUCGCAACCAACUCUUCAACUCGGACAAUCAUUAGUUCAUGGAAUUGCUUGUCUGUUGCCCCAAUUAAAAGUGAGGAGCAGAAGUCUUCCACUAUCAAACUAGGAAUAGUACUUGGUAUUGUUGGAGGUGGCCUGGGGGUUGCUGGUGUUCUUGGAUUAUUGAUUUUAGUGAUUAUUAGAAGAUCAAAAACAACAACAGUUGAUGAUCAUGUAUAUAGCGUAUAUGAUGGAUCUGUUACCAGUAAAAGGUCUGUUGCCAUUAAAAGGCCUGUUCGCAGUGCCGUUGAUUCAAGGCGUGUGCCUCAGACAAUGAGGUCGGCAGCAAUAGGGCUUCCGCCUUAUCGUGUUUUCACAUUGGAGGAAGUGGAAGAUGCAACAAACAACUUUGAUCCAUCGCAUUUUAUAGGAGAAGGAUCCCAGGGACAGCUCUAUAAAGGUUGGCUUAUGGAUGGCUCAGUGGUCCUGGUGAAAUGUGUGAAAUUAAAGCAAAAGAAUUUGCCUCAAAGCAUGAUUCAGCAGAUUGAGGUACUAUCAAAGCUGAGGCAUCUGCAUUUGGUCAGCAUUCUCGGACACACCAUUGUCACAUAUCAGGAUCAUUCGAGCACAGGCAGCACUGUAUUUGUUGUCCUUGAACACAUCUCCAAUGGAUCUCUAAAAGAUUAUCUAGCUGAUGAGACAAAAAGGGAGGAGCUGAGAUGGCCACAGAGAAUGGCGAUUAUCAUUGGCGUUGCGAGGGGAAUCCAGUUCUUGCAUACUGGAGUUGCGCCUGGCAUUUUUGGGAAUAAUAUAAAGAUUGAGAAUGUUCUGUUGGAUGAUAGUCUUACUGCGAAACUCAGUGAUUACAACAUUCCCUUGUCAUCAAAGGCAGGAUCGGAGAGCCAUCUUUGUUUGGGUCCUCUUCCUCAAUGCAGUAGUGAAAAUGCAGAAAAAGAAGAUGUUUAUCAGCUAGGUGUCAUUUUACUUCAAGUCAUUACUGGUAAGCUUGUCACAUCCAACCGCGAAUUGGACGAGUUAAGGAUUCAGUUCGAAAAAGCCUUAGCAGAAGCGCCAUCAAAAUUACAGGCUAUAGUAGAUCCAUCUACACGGGGUACUUUUGCGUAUGAAUCCCUAAGAACUGCAGCUGAAAUGACCAUUAAUUGCCUAAACAAGGAAUCAAGAAAUCGGCCAUCAAUAGAAGAUGUCCUUUGGAAUUUGCAGUAUUCCAUUCAAAUUCAAGAUGGAUGGACCAGCAGUGGAAACCUUGGCGGUCCCCACACGUCUUCUUAUUAA
Molecule: messenger RNA, 2163 nt
Organism: Dovyalis caffra
Lineage: Eukaryota; Viridiplantae; Streptophyta; Magnoliopsida; Malpighiales; Salicaceae
Source: the annotation of a GenBank genome assembly